AUGCAGGCUUUCCAUCACCAGGUGGUGCUGUGCUCCUUGAAGCCCUUCUUGCCAGGCGGGGACUAUCACCUCUAUCUCCCUUUUCCAGAGGCGACGUCCCGGGAGUUGGAGAGCAAGUGCCGCGCGCUGGAGUCCCAGCUGGCGGAGCGGUCUGCGGCCAACGCCGAGCUGAGGCGGGAGGUGGCGCAGCGCGAGGCGCUGGUGUCCGCGCUGCGCUGCAGCCUGCGCGCUGAGGAGCGCCGCUUCCUGGAGGAGCUGCGUCGCCGCAGCCACCGCGCCACUGUGCUGGGCACCGAGCUGCAGAAGCACACUGAGGCGGCCGCCUACCUCUCCUGCCAGCUGCAUGCCGCGCGCCAGAGACUGCAGACACCGCGCCCGGGCCCCGUCGCUGCGGCCGCCGCCGAGUCCCGGCCCCGCCGGCGCGCUCAACGGGCCCGCCGCCAGCCCGCUGCAGAGGCCGCCUCCAAGGGCCCGGGUCGAGACUGGGCCUCCUGGGACCGCGCGGCAGGCGCUCUGGACGACGUCGACCCCAUGCCCGACCCCGCGCUCUUCCUCUACGCCCGGAAGCCCCCGCGGCCCAGCGGCCGCAGCCCCCGCCAGCCGCCUCCCCAGGAGCCCCCGGACCAAACCGACCCACCGGCUGCACCCAGCCCGCCCAGUGCGCCCGGGGCCCCGGAGUAGGCACAGGGCUGGCGGGGUGGAGAGUAGGGGAGGCCGGUCCCCGGCUAGGGACGCAGCCCGGGCCACACAUGCAGAUCCCAGGGGCCGAGGGAGCCGGCCGCUCCUCCAGAGAGAGAGGGCAGAGGCGGCCCCGGCUCCUCCAUCCGUUCCAACCGCCCCCGCCUUUUGUAUUUCCCAACUUCUCCGACGCUUCGAGCUCUCCGCUCCCGCGAAGGCGCUCCUCCGCGAGGCUCGGCGAGUGCACCAUUUUUGUAGAGGACUAGCAGUACUGAUCCUUAUCUGGUUCCCACCUUGCCACUGGGAGGGGAGGGUGUGGGGGUCACGCCAUACCCCGAGAAAGCUGACAAUCUUUUGGCGGGAGGGGAAAGGCUGGGCUGGCCUAUAGAAAGGAACCAGAGUGGCACUUAGCACCCCUAGGCCUUCCAACCCGUCCCCAUCCCGCGACCUCCCCCAGCCCCGCACGGCUGCUCUUCCUGCCAACGUUUCCUCCAAGGAGAGGCUCGGGUUCAGGGGCUAGAGGCUGGACCUUUUCCUCGGAAGCCGCUUCUCCUCCCUCUACCCCGCAGAUAGGUCCUUACAGGUGAGCACCUAACACUUUAGAAGACACUUCCUCCCAGAGACCCUGGUGGGAAAUGUGUGUCCUGAUGGAAAGUUGAACUUAAGGAAGGUAGGUAGCACCCACAAACCCUUAGAGAGGAUUACAGGAGGGUUUGGUGGCAGAGCCUGGUCUAGAGCUGUCUUCUGCUCGGUUCAUCCACAGGACGCCAAAUGAGAGAUUUAGACUGGGCGCUGUGUUGGGGAGUGAGGGAACGCUGGCAAGUUGGCUGCCCUGUCAGGCCUAUGGAGGAGCAGAAACUGCCUUCAGGAGGUAGCUGGGAACCUGAAAGUGCCCUGGGAGUUUCCUAGUCCUGUUUAUUGGUGCUAAUUUUGCCCAGCUUCCUAACGAGCUGGGUGCACCCAGAGGCUGGAAGAAAGGCCCAGUUUCUUGGAAGUGGAAGUUGUUGAUAGAGCUCUGUCUGACGGUGGGGUGCUCAGUGCCCUUCUGUCUAGGUUGGGGAGUGGCGAAAUGCGAAGUGGAAUGCCCCACCUCCUAACUGCAUUUCUCUCCAGCUCCUCUCUCAUGACCAAAGGCAGUUCCAGUCCAGCUCAUUGCCUUCACCCCACCCCAAGCUCAGCCUCAAAAGAAAGACAAACCCAUAGAACCUCCACCCUGCCCACCCCCAUGCCAUCCCUCCUCUGUUGGUCCCGCAUCGAGUCCUAAGUGCCUGUGAGGUCUUCCAGGGGCUGCAGAGGGAGGACAUGGGGCAGGGAGAGGUCUUUACCUCACUCGCAAAUAGCCCAUCCUGGCAGGUCCUGACCCUGGUUGAGGCUGAGCUUUCUGUGUGUCACCCAGGGAUCCAUGAGGUGAGCAGAGCCAAUCACUAGGGGUGAUGAACCCUUCUCCCAUCACAGCCCCGAUGAAGAAGAGGGGGAGAAAUCCCCAAUCAUACCUUAUUUCGCUGUAUGUUAGAGGGAGCAGGAAAUAGCACAUUCCCAGUCCACAAAUGCAGUCCCCUUCCCAAGCCUGUGACACUCAGGACUGCUGAGGCCUCUGAGCAAUAACCAGCCUGAUCUAGGUGUCCAGCUACUGGGACGCAGAGGCCAAGGUGUGGGCACCCUUGGGAUAGACAGUGCUCUCCAGUCUAACUUGGGCCACAGGAGUGGCCUAGGGGCCUUGCUCUGCCUGCCCCCAUCCCUAACCCCUGCCCCUGCCAGUCUCUGUGGUUGUGCCUCUGCUCUCUCUCUUCCCUCAAGUGUGGGUGACUCACCGUACCCUCACUCUGUCACUUCCCUUUCAGAGCAUGUCUAUAUGAGGAGGCCUCUCUCCUCUCUUGGCUGCACUCACUUGAAGGGGGCCAGAGGAUUGUGGGAAGGAGGGAAAGGGUACCUUUCUGGAGGUGCCUAUCCAGACCCUCAUCUCCCAUAACCACACUUUUGGGGUGAACAGGGUGACUUUGUUACGUCGAUUCUUCUACAGAGAUGAUAAAGUACUUUAUCUACCCACCUACCCAUCCACUAAAAGCCAUAGCUAUGCCCUCCUGGCCUACCCCCCAGCUCUAUAGCAAUAGCCUUCUUCCCCCUUUCCUUCUGAACCCAAGAUGUCUGCUGGGGACCCCUACCAUAUCCCAACCCCAGGGAUCCUCAGGUGACCUACCUGUCUCUCCCCAAGUGACCCCCAUCAGCACCUCCCAACUCCUGUCUCGCUUCCAACAACCAGUGAUAAUGACACUUAAUUGUUUGUGGAGUGCUUGGAGAUCCCUCAGAUGAAAGGUUCUGAGUGCUGGGGCGGUUGACUAGACUCAGCUGAGGUGUUGGGGGUGCCUGGGAAAGGAAAUAAGGCAACCCUCCCUGCCCUACUAGGGGAGGGGCAGAGGCAGAUGCAAGGCUUCCAAUUUUAACAGACAUUCCCCUUCCCCAUCUCUCACCUGGAAAUCAUGGACUAGAGACUUCCCUCCACCUCCCUGCCCUGGGGGUUGGAACAGAACCCUAAGGGCAGAAGAAUGGGACUUGGAGUCAGUGACCUGGGCUUGGCCUCAGGCGUCCAAAACUCAGCCUCGGGGCCUGGGGAAGUCCCUGCCCCCUACCCUAGCCUGGGGAACCCAUCCUCCCUCAAGCCCCUGGAACACCUAGGUGACCAGAAGGGAAAGGAUUGUUCCUCCUCCCCCCUUCUCUGCUGCAGGGAUCCCCAUUGGGAGAGGGGCAUGGCGACAUGGACAGUCAGGGGCCCUUGUUGGAGCUCCAGCCUCACCCCAAAUGUGGACAGACCCAGGAAGGAGAGCUGAAGCUGGGGAUCCCUCCCUGAUCUGGAAACGAGCCAGGGAACCAGUGGGCAAUACAGCAUGAGGCUGUGUACCUCUGCCUCCCUCAUAUCCCACCCAGAGUGGCCUGCAGUUUGGGCGACCAGUCCAAGGCUGAAAUGGGGUAGCCCUUCCUCAAACAAGCAGCAGAAUGGGGGCCUCCUUUGUGGAGAGGAAGGAGGCCUAGUGGGAGUAGAGCAGUAUCUCCGCGCAGAGAGCCGGGGAUGGGUAAGCACCCGCUCACUGAGGUACCAGCCUUGAAUGGGGGACAUGCAGGGCAGGGCAGAAGCAUCCUGCUCCCAAUUCUCUGUUGGCUGUGCUUUUUAAUCCAAUGCUUUUCAGAGUGUAUUCACUCACCCACAGAAAUAGAGCCCUAUGCUUUAGGGGUGACUGUCAUAUGCCUUAUUCUUAAUAAAAUACCUG
Messenger RNA from Hipposideros armiger (great roundleaf bat), 3941 nucleotides. It is a transcript of the gene CCDC92B, whose product is annotated as coiled-coil domain containing 92B. Lineage: Eukaryota; Metazoa; Chordata; Mammalia; Chiroptera; Hipposideridae. The transcript is spliced from 2 exons. The record is from RefSeq and is a predicted model, not a curated record. The coding region runs from base 1 to 681 and encodes 226 amino acids.